Messenger RNA from Nasonia vitripennis (jewel wasp), 1999 nucleotides. It is a transcript of the gene Etfb, whose product is annotated as electron transfer flavoprotein subunit beta. Gene Ontology annotation, molecular function: electron transfer activity. The transcript has 3 exons. The record is from RefSeq and is a predicted model, not a curated record. The coding region runs from base 982 to 1743 and encodes 253 amino acids. Lineage: Eukaryota; Metazoa; Arthropoda; Insecta; Hymenoptera; Pteromalidae. Gene Ontology annotation, cellular component: cytosol.
CUGUUUUCGCAAGAGCGGGCUCUCGCUGACGCUCUCUGUCAACGGCGCAUACGCUACUUGCAGUACUUGCUUAUAUUUUAUUUUGAAAUUAUUGGCUCAUAAUUUGAAUAACUUAUAGAAUAGAAUGCGAAGAUAAUGUGUUUUUGUGAUUAGUUUAUUGCAAUUUUCUUUUUUUUUUGCUUUAACGAUCUUGAUGAAAUGCCCCUUUACUUAAACUGUUUGUAAGCAUGGCGCCUGUACACCCUCAUUGUACUUUUUUUCUUUACUUAUUGGUUCCAAUACAGCAUGCCAUGUAUUCAAGCUCCUACACUUAUGUCCCACAUCGAUGCGAAUUGCGAAUGAACCAAAUAUUUGUAUUUACCGCGAUAAAGAUAGUUCCCGUUUUCUCCGCCUAAUCGAAUUUUACAUGCAUUUUGUGGAGCUACUUGUGGCUUAACAACUAAUUACACAAGGCGAUUACCUCCAUCAGGCAUUUUUAAAGAUGGUAGGUUAUCUAUUAUAGAUGAGACUGUUGUUCGAUAAAACAAGAAUUUAGAUAUUUUUGUUCAUUAAAUUAUUAAAAUUUGAUUGAAUAGAAUAUAAAUUUUUCAUCAGAAAACGAUCUUUGUUGUAUAGGUAUAAUGUUCGAAACGCAGAGCUUUUUCCUUACGUAUGCCUUGCUGAAUAAUAUCAUUAUUAUAUGCUUAUAUAAAUAGAGAAAAGCAGACGACAAGCGGAAACUAAACAUAACAAAAUAAAAUUGAGAUAAUCGAGAUGAUUAAUUGGCCAGUUGAACUAUGCGCUGAAUGAGUGCCAUAGUGGCACCGAAGCGCACACUGGAAAUUUUUCUCUCUCUUUCUUAGUCUUCUGUUCGACCACUUGCGCGAGUUGCGAGUUCGGUAAUACUUAUAAGUAUCAGUGGACUUUGGCACGAUAAGCAGAGAGCGAUUAUCGCCGUGAAACCUUUUUGAGUCAACUAGUUGCUUUUUGCCUGAUUAAAAAAUGGCCCGUGUUCUCGUUGGAGUGAAAAGAGUCAUUGAUUAUGCCGUUAAAAUACGAGUCAAGCCAGAUAAAUCUGGAGUCAUCACAGAUGGAGUUAAACACUCCAUGAACCCAUUUGAUGAGAUUGCAAUUGAAGAGGCAGUACGCAUGAAGGAGAAAAAGUUGGCACAAGAAGUCAUUGCAGUCAGCUGUGGUCCUGCUCAAGCUCAGGAGACGCUUAGAACUGCUCUUGCAAUGGGUGCCGACAAGGGUAUUCAUGUAGAAAUUUCAGGUCCCGAGUAUGAAACUCUCCAGCCGAUUCAUGUAUCAAAGAUCUUGGCUAAACUGGCACAAGAUGAAAAAGCAGAUUUGGUAAUAGUAGGAAAGCAGGCUAUUGAUGAUGAUUGCAACCAAACGGCUCAGAUGACUGGUGGAGUUCUAGGCUGGCCUACUGCCACAUUCUGUAGCAAGAUCGAACAUGGCAAGGGAGAAAUGACUGUUACUAGAGAAAUUGAUGGUGGUUUAGAAGUUAUCAAAGUCAAAACUCCUGCUGUGCUUAGCGCUGAUUUGCGUUUGAACGAGCCUAGAUAUGCAACCUUACCAAAUAUCAUGAAAGCAAAAAAGAAACCUGUGAAGAAAGUUUCACCCAAAGAUUUAGGUGUGGACAUUGCAUCCAGAAUUGAAGUUAUUUCGGUAGAAGAUCCACCGGUUCGUCAAGCUGGUUCUAUUCUUCCUGAUGUUGACACCUUAGUUGCUAAAUUAAAAGAGGGAGGUCAUUGUUAAUCAGAAUAUGGAUAAUUUGGGUAGAACUAAUCGUUAUGCUUUAUUAAAGCGUCUCAUUAAAGAGCAACAACUUUGUACAUUUUUGAGAUUUUUUAAUAAGUAUCAAUUAUAUUCUUAUAGGUAGAAAAUUUGUACCAUAUGUGUAUAUGUAUAUAUAAUAAUAAUAUACAUAUAUAUGUGUGUGCGUUUGUAAAACUACAGUGUUUUUGAUAAAUUGUUAAUAUUUUUCAAUAAAAUAACUUUCAUACAAAUAAAA